AUGAUAAACUCCCCCAAGAACAGCUUGGAUCCCACUGACUUCUUCAAAAAAGCAGAUACUAUCUACAAGAACGGGGUGCUACUGCAAGAACCACCUGGCGUCUACAAGAACCACCUGGGGUCUACAAGAACCACCUGGCGUCUACAAGAACCACCUGGCGUCUACAAGAACUACCUGGCGUCUACAAGAACCACCUGGCGUCUACAAGAACCACCAGGCGUCUACAAGAACCACCUGGCGUCUACAAGAACCACCAGGCGUCUACAAGAACCACCUGGCGUCUACAAGAACCACCUGGUGUCUACAAGAACCACCUGGUGUCUCCAAGAACCACCUGGCGUCUACAAGAACCACCAGGCGUCUACAAGAACCACCUGGCGUCUACAAGAACCACCUGGCGUCUACAAGAAUCACCUGGCGUCUACAAGAACCACCUGGCGUCUACAAGAACCACCUGGCGUCUACAAGAACCACCAAGGGUCUACAAGAACCACCUGGCGUCUACAAGAACUACCAAGGGUCUACAAGAACCACCUGGCGUCUACAAGAACCACCUGGCGUCUACAAGAACCACCUGGCGUCUACAAGAACUACCAAGGGUCUACAAGAACCACCUGGCGUCUACAAGAACUACCAAGGGUCUACAAGAACCACCUGGCGUCUACAAGAACCACCUGGCGUCUACAAGAACCACCUGGCGUCUACAAGAACCACCUGGCGUCUACAAGAACCACCAAGGGUCUACAAGAACCACCUGGCGUCUACAAGAACUAUCAAGGGUCUACAAGAACCACCUGGCGUCUACAAGAACCACCUGGCGUCUACAAGAACCACCUGGCGUCUACAAGAACCACCUGGCGUCUACAAGAACCACCUGGCGUCUACAAGAACCACCUGGCGUCUACAAGAACCACCUGGCGUCUACAAGAACUACCAAGGGUCUACAAGAACCACCUGGCGUCUACAAGAACCACCUGGCGUCUACAAGAACCACCUGGCGUCUACAAGAACUACCAAGGGUCUUCAAGAACCACCUGGCGUCUACAAGAACUACCAAGGGUCUUCAAGAACCACCUGGCGUCUACAAGAACUACCAAGGGUCUUCAAGAACCACAAAACGUCAACAGAGGCAUCUUGCCUACAGCUCACAGAGCUUGA
This is a messenger RNA of Procambarus clarkii (red swamp crayfish), 1158 nucleotides long. The record is from RefSeq and is a predicted model, not a curated record. Lineage: Eukaryota; Metazoa; Arthropoda; Malacostraca; Decapoda; Cambaridae.